AUGCGGGAGCAACUGUUGCGCUCCCAAACACGCAGCACCUGCGUGCCCGAGCUCAUUCCGGCUCUCCUCUCUUUCUUCCUGGAUGAGGAGAUUAGACGCAGGCAGUCGUGUUCAAACAGGCGGCCGUCCCUCUUCCACGGCUCCUCCGUCCCACCUGCAUACCUGAUGAAAGGAUUUGCCCUCCUCUUUCUUGUAUUUCUCUCCAUAAAUUGCGCAUUCGGCAACUAUCCUCGGGCAAAAAAUGUCACCUGGAAGUCCACGAACUUCAAAACUAUCCUGACGUGGGAACCCAAGCCCUCAGCUGACUACUCCUACACGGUGGAGUUCUCUGCGAUCGGAAUGGACAAGGAAAGGAGUCCUUAUUGCAUUCGCUCCUCCAACACUGUGUGUGAUCUGUCCCACUCUUCAGCCGACCUGCGGGCCUGCUACACGGCCGACGUUCUGUCCGAACCCCCACUGGGGGUCAGCUCGGACCUGACAGAGUUCCCUCACACCAGCUCGCCUCAGUUCUGUCCGUACAAAGACACGGAUAUCGGCAAACCGGACUUUGAGCUGAAGAUGAACGACGACAAAACGGUGACCAUGCUGCACGUGAGGGACCCCCUCACAGCUCUGUUUGAGGGGGACCGCCAACUGACCAUCAGGGAUAUCUUCUCUGACCAGCUGCAAUAUAAAGUGACCUAUUGGAGGAAUGGGAGUACUGGAAAAAAAAUCUACAACUCUAAGAGCAGCUUGAUAGAGCUGAGAGAUCUGGACCGGGGGCAGAGCUAUUGUUUCUACGUGCAGGCCUACAUUCCAAGCCGAAGCAUAGACAAACAACUGGGGGAGAUAAGCGACACGAACUGCUCUAAUAAUGACGGCCAGUCUUUCUUGGGAGCUUACUCCGUCCCCGUCAUCGCCGUCCUGGUCCUCUUCAUCCUGCUGGUGAUCGGCAUCGUCAUCGCCGUGGCCGUGGUCUGCUGCAAACGCUGGAGAAAAGCCCAGAUAAAAAGAGAGAGAGUGCCCCGCCAGGACGUGUAGAGGAUAUUCAGGCACAAACAUUCCCCGGGAACCUGCUGCUCUGCUGAACCCGAUCCGAGACUGUGAGGAGAGCCGGAGUUCACCAUUCCACUACAGAACACUGGAAAAAGAUGCUCUUUAGUUUCUGUGAAACUGUUUUAUUAGACCUCUUUUUUUUUCUAAUAUAAAAAAAAUGCACAGAGAGAGAUUUUUUGAAAAUGAUUCAUUCUUCAACUUAAGGAACACAAGAAAUAAUAUAUUCCUCUAGCUGGGAGUAAGGGGUACUUUUGAUCACUGUAGAUAAUCUCACCAGAUAGUAUUUAUUUCAUUUUAUUGUCAACCUUUUUACUUGAAUAAUUGAUCUGUCAAGGGGAUUUUUUGCCGUACUUCAGGUUAAAGCUGAAUUUUAUCUUAAAUCAAUGCAUUGCAGAUAUUUGUUUACAUUUUCUUGCUUAAUUUAUACCAUUGAGGGGAAAAUAGUUCCUUUCGAUUGUGUUUUUUCUAGUGUCUAUAUGUAUUAUUCCUGUAGAUAAUGAAAUGUAACACACUGUGUAAUAAGAACUAUCGCACUUGGUAUGAUCAGUUGAUAGAUUUGAACAA
Molecule: messenger RNA, 1599 nt
Organism: Menidia menidia (Atlantic silverside)
Lineage: Eukaryota; Metazoa; Chordata; Actinopteri; Atheriniformes; Atherinopsidae
Source: the annotation of a GenBank genome assembly